This is a messenger RNA of Cucurbita pepo subsp. pepo (vegetable marrow), 2669 nucleotides long. Its product is annotated as HhH-GPD base excision DNA repair family protein. NCBI's taxonomy places the organism in Eukaryota, Viridiplantae, Streptophyta, Magnoliopsida, Cucurbitales, Cucurbitaceae. The record is from RefSeq and is a predicted model, not a curated record. Gene Ontology annotation, cellular component: nucleus. Gene Ontology annotation, biological process: base-excision repair; mismatch repair. Gene Ontology annotation, molecular function: oxidized purine DNA binding; 4 iron, 4 sulfur cluster binding; purine-specific mismatch base pair DNA N-glycosylase activity.
CUUUGGUUAAUUGAUCACACAACGUAAUAAUAGGAAGGAAUUGACAUAAUAAACCAAUAUAUUAGGAAUGUUCCCAUUAAUUAAGCAUUGAAAUCUUAGAACCCCCUAAAAUAGAUUAUUUGAUUUACUUUGUUAAUAAAAUACUACUAUUACUAAAUUUAACUUCACUUCAUACGGUAAUUAUAGAAUGUAGAGACCUUAAUACCUAUAAUCUGCUCCGCAAUGACUUCAACUUGUGAAUGACGUACAAUCUAUAGCCUAAGAUCUCAGAUCUAUCAUUCAUGUAGAAAGAAGUCUUUAAGUACGUUGCCAGCAGAUAAAGAUGUAUGCAGCUUACAGGCGGGGAAGAACAUAAUUCAAAUUUCAGACUACAACAAAACUAACCCAAGAGGAGAAAUGGUAUGGCCAAGUUAUGGAUACAUCAGAGUAAGGUAAACGAGAAGAAAUGAGUUAAGAAAUGCAUGCCCAAGAGAGUGAAAAAAAGUAAAGAAUUGAGAACAGAUAGACAACCUCGCAGGUCCAGUUCUCGCUCCUUAAUGGCAUUGAAGAAAUGAGGGCUUUUCCAGAUUAAAUCCACUCUGGGUCUCACCAUGUUCUUCUGACUUGAAUUCACUGGACGACGAUGGGGUUUCGGGGUUUAAGGGUUUAGGGCGUCGACGACAAACGACAGCAAGCAGCGCUGUGUGGAUCGGAACACGAGACGUCCACAUUUCGGACCGGACCAACCCCCUUAAUGGACUUUCAGACGACCCAAAUGAAUUCACAUUUGGGUCUCUCCAUCUAUGUGGCUUGUGUAUUAAAGUUCUAAACUUUUUAAGAAAUUAGACUGAAUUCACAUUUGGGUUAAUUCAUUAUUCAUUUUGUUAGUGAAAACUAAUCGAGUAUUAAUCUCGUCAAACUGGGAUUUCCCGCCCAAAUCAGGUUAGGUCGCAGUGUUUACCUUUUCUAACCCAGCUACACUAAUAAUGGACUGGGUCCUCGUACAUCGCUACACAUAUCUGCCCUACUCGUUUCUUUUCUCUUCUUCUCUCCUUGGCUGGCAACUUUCACCUCGUGGGUAAUCAUUGAAGAGUCAUCAGGGUAGUGGGAGGGGUUGUAACAGCAUGAGCGGCGGAGAAAAGAACGAGAACGAGGAGGAUGUGAAAAAGAAACCAACGAAGGGGGAAAAGCGCCGGGGCCGAAGUCCGUCCAAAAGGGAACCAAUCGCUGACAUUGAAGAUAUUAUGUUCAGCAUAGAUAAAGUUCAGACAAUGAGGUCAUCGCUAUUGGAUUGGUACGACCUUAGCCAUAGGGACCUUCCUUGGAGGAGGUUGGACAAAGGGCAGCCUCAAACACGGGGUUAUGGUGUGUGGGUAUCAGAAAUAAUGCUGCAGCAGACGAGAGUUCAGACCGUCGUUGAAUAUUACAAGCGUUGGAUGCAUAAAUGGCCCACCGUUCAACAUCUCUCUCGUGCUUCUCUCGAGGAGGUGAAUGAAAUGUGGGCAGGCUUGGGAUACUAUAGACGAGCUCGUUUUCUUUUAGAGGGUGCAAAGUUGAUAGUCAAAGAAGGUGGCGAAUUUCCUAAAACGGUUUCUGCCCUUCGAAAAAUUCCUGGAAUUGGAGAGUAUACAGCAGGGGCUAUUGCCUCCAUAGCAUUUGAUGAAGUGGUGCCUGUGGUUGAUGGUAAUGUGAUUCGGGUAAUCGCUCGAUUAAAGGCUAUUUCAGGAAAUCCGAAAGACUCAAAGUUGGUUAAGCAAGUUUGGAAGGCAGCUGCUCAAUUAGUUGAUCCUUCCAGGCCUGGGGACUUCAAUCAGGCACUCAUGGAACUUGGUGCAACUUUAUGCACACCAACAAGCCCAAGCUGCUCAACAUGCCCUGUGUUUGAUCACUGUGAGGCCCUUUCAAUCUCAAAGGAUGAUAGUUCAGUUCUUGUCACAGAUUAUCCCGCUAAGGGUAUAAAGACCAAACAAAGACAUGAUUACUCUGCUGUUUGUGUGGUUGAGAUAUUGGAAAAUCAGGGCUCAUCUGAGUUGAAGCAAUCCAGUAGAUUUCUUCUUGUAAAGAGGCCUGAUGAAGGCUUGCUUGCUGGCCUAUGGGAGUUCCCAUCUGUCUUGUUGAAGGGAGAAGCUGAUUCAAGUACAAGGAGAGAAUCCAUGAACAGCCUCUUGAGUAAAUCCUUUGGACUUGAACCAAAAAAGAAUUUUGAUAUCGUUAUUAGAGAAGAUGUUGGAGAUUUUAUCCAUGUUUUCUCGCACAUCCGUCUCAAGAUAUAUGUUGAACACUUGGUGUUACGUUUAAAAGGUGAAGGUAGCAAGUUGUUUCGGAAACAGGAGAAGAAAUCUAUAUCAUGGAAAUGUGUGGACAACAAGGUUAUGUCCAGCGUGGGGUUGACGUCCAGUGUGAGGAAGGUGUAUGCCAUGGUGGAGAAAUUUGAGGCAGAUAAGAUAUCUCCCAUCCGUGCAGUAGCCACAAAAAAACAGAGAGCUACUUCAACAAACUUGAGCUGCAGGAGCUGUUGACCUUAAUCAAAGUAAGCUAAUAUAUCCAUUAGAAAAAUAGUAAACUAUCGGGGUCGAACCGACUGAACCAUCGGUGUUUUGUUGGUUUAGUGAACCAAUGAUAGUAUGACUAAAAAAAAUUAUUUUUUUUUCUUCGGUGACUCGUAUAUAAAAUUAAAAAUUUAAAGAGAA